UUAAAACAACACGGAGGCGAUGGAACCCGCGGAGCGACGCGGACUCACGCCAUGAUCCCGGCCGCGCGGAGCCUUCGUCGAGCUGCGGGUCGUCCUGCGGGAGCUUAACGCCGACGUGAAGUGGCCAACCAAAGUGAUCCACAAUGACGGAGCAGAAGGUGAAGUGGGCCUGUGACUACUGCACCUAUGAGAACUGGGCGUCUGCAGUCAAGUGCACCAUGUGCCGUGCGCACAGGUCCACGGGCCCCAUCAUCACAGAGGAACCUUACAAGAACUGUCCUGAUCCAGAUCCCGGUGUAGAUCGGAGCCCUCCAAGAACUGAGAGUGGCAGCAGCCUCCUCAUCUGCCCCGACUCGAGUGCCAGGCCCAGGGUUAAGCCGGCCAGCAUUGCCGAGAUCGCCAGCAAGUGGUCCUGCCAGGUGUGCACCUACCUGAACUGGCCCCGGGCGAUCCGCUGCACCCAGUGCCUGUGUCAGCGCCAGAGGACCAGCAGCCCCACCGAGUCCCCCCAGACUUCAGGCUCCAACGCAGGCUGCCGUCCUGCUCUCCACUCGCCUGUGGACACCUGUGAGGAGUACAAUGACAGGAACAGACUCAACACCCACCAGCAGCACUGGACAUGCACAGCUUGCACUUACCAGAACUGGCCCCAGACUACAAAGUGCGUGGUGUGUAAGCACCCCAAGCCCAACAACCAGGAAGCCAUAGGGCGGGCCGAGUCGGCAGAUCCGUCACCAGUGAUCAACGAGCAGGACAGAGGUCGGUGGAGGGGCAGUUGCAGUGGAGGCCCGGGCCAAAGGAGGUCGCCUCCAAUGCCCAAGAGGGAAGACAAUGUCAAAAUGGACUUCCAGAGGAUAGAGCUGGCAGCUGGAGCCAUGAGCAGCAGAGAGGAGCAAGACGUGGACUUCAAGAAGCUGAAGCAGAUUAGAAACCGAAUGCGGAAAACAGACUGGCUGUUCCUCAAUGCAUGUGCCGGUGUCGUGGAGGGAGACAUAGCGGCGGUAGAAGCCUACAAGUCGUCCCCAGGCGACAUCGCCCGACAGCUCACCGCCGACGAGGUGCAGCUCCUCAACCGCUCCUCCGCGUUCGACGUAGGCUUCACCCUGGUCCAUCUGGCUAUUCGUUUCCAGAGGCAGGACAUGUUAGCCAUCCUGCUAACGGAGGUGAACCAGCAGGCUGCCAAGUGCAUCCCCUCCAUGGUGUGUCCCGAGCUGACGGAGCAGAUCCGCAGGGAAAUUGCAGCGUCACUACAUCAGCGCAAAGGAGACUUCGCCUGUUACUUCCUCACCGACCCGGUCACCUUCACCCUCCCUGCAGAUAUAGAGGACCUGCCGCCUGCUGUCCAAGAGAAGCUGUUUGAUGAUGUGUUGGAUCGGGAUGUGCAGAAAGAGUUGGAAGAGGAAUCUCCCGUCAUCAACUGGUCCUUGGAGCUGGGCACGCGCCUGGACAGUCGCCUGUAUGCCUUAUGGAACCGUACGGCCGGGGACUGUCUGCUGGACUCUGUUCUGCAGGCCACCUGGGGCAUCUACGACAAGGACUCCAUCCUCCGCAAGACGCUCCACGACAGCCUGCACGACUGCUCCCACUGGUUUUACACACGCUGGAAGGAGUGGGAGUCGUGGUACUCGCAGAGCUUUGGUCUGCACUUCUCCCUGAGAGAGGAGCAGUGGCAGGAGGAUUGGGCGUUCAUCCUGUCUUUGGCCAGCCAGCCCGGGGCCAGCCUGGAGCAGACCCACAUUUUUGUUCUUGCGCACAUUCUUCGCAGACCCAUCAUAGUCUACGGAGUGAAAUACUACAAAAGUUUCCGUGGGGAAACGUUAGGAUACACUCGUUUUCAAGGUGUGUACCUGCCUCUGUUAUGGGAGCAAAGUUUCUGCUGGAAGAGCCCCAUCGCCCUGGGCUACACGCGGGGCCACUUCUCGGCCCUGGUGGCCAUGGAGAACGAUGGCUACGACAAUCGCGGUGCGGGCGCCAACCUCAAUACUGACGAUGAUGUCACCGUCACUUUCUUGCCACUGGUGGACAGCGAGAGGAAGCUGCUGCACAUUCACUUCCUGUCCGCACAAGAGAUGGGCAACGAGGAGCAGCAGGAGAAGCUGCUGAGGGAAUGGCUGGACUGCUGCGUGACAGAAGGAGGAAUGCUGGCAGCCAUGCAGAAGAGCUCCCGCCGCCGCAACCACCCCCUGGUCACCCAGAUGGUGGAGAAGUGGUUGGACAGAUACCGCCAGAUCCGCCCCUGUGCCUCUCUCUCCGACGGCGAGGAGGAGGAGGAUGAAGAUGAGUGAGUGCGGGGGAGGUAAAGAAGAAACCGCAAACUCUUGAGACUGGACACUAGGCUCUGGGAGAUUACGUCUUCAUUUUUCUUUUUUUUUCUUUCUUUGUUUCCUUUCCGUCUCCCAAAUGUAAAUCUCUGAGACUUGUAAUAAUGCAUGUGUUCUCUGAGCUCUGUGGUAGGAACAUUAAAGAAGAAGAAGAUACCAGCACCAACAAACAGAAUCCUGAUUACUGCUCCUUCAAAAAGCACAUCAAGUCCACUUAGUUUGCCUUCUGUUUCUCAGUUUUCUCCUAAUUUGUUAAAUCAAAGCAAUCAUCUCGACCUGAGAGAAACGCUACGACCUAUAGGAACAUAUAGCAUAUUUAAGGAAAUCCCGAAGCUGCACUAGAUUAUGAGAAUUUCAUUUACAGAAUUGCCUGAGAGAAAUGUUUUGCUUUAAUCUGAGAGGAUGCUGAUUCUUGUGUAUGUGAAAGUGUUUUUUUUUCUUUUUCUGAUUGCUAAACCCCUCCCCAUGUUGGAUUUAUUUAUUUGUUUAGGAGAGUUUAGCGCGGUGAUACCUCUUGUUCUGCCCCGUUUUACCUGUGUUCCGUUUGAUUCAUUCAGUCUUGAAGUAUUUUAUUUUUGCACAGAUGAAACCUACAUUCUGUGAGGGGGGGGAACAAUGACGUACAAAGUUUACUGACAUUUUUACGUGUGACUUCAUGGCUCCUGUUCUUGUUUGAGUGGGUGGUGGUGACGCUGGGGGGCGGGGGGGAGAAGAGAAAAACCAAACACUCUUUCUGUGGAGUGCAUUAUUAAAUUUGACUCACUUGCAUCCUC
Molecule: messenger RNA, 3094 nt
Organism: Limanda limanda (common dab)
Lineage: Eukaryota; Metazoa; Chordata; Actinopteri; Pleuronectiformes; Pleuronectidae
Gene: zranb1a
Product: zinc finger, RAN-binding domain containing 1a
Exons: 10
Coding region: 144-2285 (713 amino acids)
Biological process (GO): protein K29-linked deubiquitination; protein K33-linked deubiquitination; protein deubiquitination involved in ubiquitin-dependent protein catabolic process
Cellular component (GO): cytoplasm; nucleus
Molecular function (GO): K63-linked polyubiquitin modification-dependent protein binding; cysteine-type deubiquitinase activity
Source: RefSeq, a predicted model, not a curated record